This is a messenger RNA of Hyaena hyaena (striped hyena), 1475 nucleotides long. RefSeq names its product coagulation factor VII (gene F7). Gene Ontology annotation, biological process: blood coagulation; proteolysis. The coding region runs from base 79 to 1419 and encodes 446 amino acids. Gene Ontology annotation, cellular component: extracellular region. NCBI's taxonomy places the organism in Eukaryota, Metazoa, Chordata, Mammalia, Carnivora, Hyaenidae. The transcript is spliced from 8 exons. Gene Ontology annotation, molecular function: serine-type endopeptidase activity; calcium ion binding. The record is from RefSeq and is a predicted model, not a curated record.
UCCAGAUGGAGGCCAGGACUUUGCCCGCCCCCCCACCGCGCCUGGAAUGUCAACAGACCGCACGACCCAGGCCUCGCCAUGGUGUCCGGGCCCCGCGGGCUGGCCGUCCUCUGCUCUCUGCUCUGCCUGCAGGCGUCUCUGGCUGCAGUCUUCCUCACGCAGGAGGAGGCCCACGGCGUCCUGCACAGGCGCAGGCGCGCCAACUCGUUCCUGGAGGAGCUGAGGACCGGCUCCCUGGAGAGGGAGUGCAUGGAGGAGCAGUGCUCCUUCGAGGAGGCCAAGGAGAUCUUCCAGAACGCCGAGAGGACGAAGCAGUUCUGGAUUUCUUACAACGAUGGGGACCAAUGCGCCUCGAAUCCGUGCCAGAAUGGAGGCUCCUGUGAGGACCAGCUCCAGUCCUACCUCUGCUUCUGCCUCGAUGAUUUCAAGGGCCGGAACUGUGAGACAAACAAAAAGGAGCAGCUGAUCUGUAUGAACGAGAACGGAGGCUGUGAGCAGUACUGCCACGACCACGCGGAGACUGGCCGCUCCUGCCGGUGCCACGAGGGGUAUGCGCUCCAGGACGACGGGGUGUCCUGUGUGCCCACAGUGGAGUAUCCGUGUGGGAAAAUACCCGUUCUGGAAAAGAGAAACGGCAGCGACCCCCGAGGCCGAAUUGUGGGUGGCAAGGUGUGCCCCAAGGGAGAGUGUCCCUGGCAGGCUGCACUGAAGCUGGACGGCGUGCUGAUAUGCGGGGGCACCCUGCUCGACGCCGCCUGGGUGGUCUCUGCAGCCCACUGCUUCGACAAAAUCAAGAACUGGGAGAACCUGACAGUCAUACUGGGCGAGCACGACCUCCGCGAGGAGGAAGGCGAGGAGCAGGAGCGGCACGUCGCCCAGGUCAUCAUCCCCAACAGGUACAUCCCCCGCAAGACGAACCACGACAUCGCCCUGCUGCGCCUGCGGACGCCCGUGGCCUUCACCGACCACGUGGUGCCCCUGUGUCUGCCCGAGAGGGCCUUCUCCGAGAGGACGCUGGCCUUCAUCCGCUUCUCCACCGUCAGCGGCUGGGGCCUGCUGCUGGACAGGGGCGUCACGGCCCUGCAGCUCAUGGCCAUCGACGUGCCCCGGCUGAUGACCCAGGACUGCCAGGAGCAGUCGCGCAGGAAGGCGGGCUCCCCGGCCGUCACCGAGAACAUGUUCUGCGCCGGCUACCUGGACGGGAGCAAGGACGCUUGCAAGGGCGACAGCGGGGGCCCGCACGCCACCAAGUUCCAGGGCACCUGGUACCUGACGGGUGUCGUCAGCUGGGGGGAGGGCUGCGCGGCCGAGGGUCACUUCGGGGUGUACACCAGGGUCUCCCAGUACACCGAGUGGCUGCGCAGGCUCAUGCGCUCCAGCCCCACCUCGAGCGGCCUCCUCCGGGCCCCGCUGCCCUAGCCUCAGCGCGGGGCCGCCGGAAUAAAGCUGCCACCUGUCCCGCUCGAAUCCGGAAA